Molecule: messenger RNA, 1038 nt
Organism: Raphanus sativus (radish)
Lineage: Eukaryota; Viridiplantae; Streptophyta; Magnoliopsida; Brassicales; Brassicaceae
Product: glutathione S-transferase U11-like
Exons: 2
Coding region: 83-787 (234 amino acids)
Biological process (GO): glutathione metabolic process
Cellular component (GO): cytoplasm
Molecular function (GO): glutathione transferase activity
Source: RefSeq, a predicted model, not a curated record
UCAUUUUCUAUCCCAAAGAAAAGAGCAGCGAACUGAGUCUGAUCAAUCUUUAAUUUUCAGAAACAAAAAAAAAAGUAUAAUAAUGGGUCUAAUGAAUGGUGUGAACGAUGAUGAGUACGUAAGGCUAUUAGGAGCAUGGCCUAGCCCUUUCGUGCUGAGGACUCGGAUCGCACUUAACCUAAAGCGUGUACCGUACGAGUACCUCGAAGAAGAAGAUACGUUGAAUUCCGAGAGCGUGUUAAACUACAACCCAGUCCAUAAACAAAUCCCCAUCCUCAUCCAUGGAAACAAACCAAUCCGUGAAUCACUCAACAUCGUCAUGUACGUCGAUGAAACUUGGCUCUCCGGUCCUCCGAUACUUCCUUCUGAUCCCUUUGAUCGAGCCGUUGCUCGUUUUUGGGACGUCUACAUCGAUGAACACUGUUUCACAUCAAUCAAUGGAGUAGCGGUAGCAAAAGACGAGGAGGAAAGAAAGACGGCAGUAGCGAAGUUAGAGCUGUGUAUGGCUCUUUUGGAAGAAACGUUUCAAGAAUGCAGCAAAGGAAGAGGCUUCUUUGGAGGAGACCACAUCGGAUUUAUAGAUAUUGGUUUCGGGUCGAUGUUGGGUCCUCUCAAGGUUCUUGAGAAAUUUAUAGGCCUCAAGUUCAUACAUCCAGAGAGCACACCAGGUCUUUUCCAUUGGGCAGAUAGAUUCUACGCACAUGAAGCAGUCAAGCCUGUCAUGCCUGAUAUUGAAAAGCUUGUCGAGUUCGCUAGGCUUAAGUUCAAUACUUCAAUCUUUAAAUAAAGACCAAAGGUUAUAAAAUUUAUUAUUUUGACCGGCAUAUUAUCAUAUGCUUCCAAUAAUCUAAAUCGGGGAAUAAAAUGUAGCCUCGGUUAAUUUUAAGGUAGAGUCAAAAUGUUCUUUUGUUUUUUUUUUCUCUUUCUUACUUCUUUAUAUGUAUCCGAUUUCGAUUGUGGCACGCAAGAAAGUGUAUGUUCUUGGAUUUCAUUAUGCUGUAAAAUUAAUCAAUAAUCUACAAAACAUUUUUCUCGAAA